Messenger RNA from Plasmodium gonderi, 321 nucleotides. RefSeq lists its product as hypothetical. The transcript is spliced from 2 exons. The record is from RefSeq and is a predicted model, not a curated record. Lineage: Eukaryota; Apicomplexa; Aconoidasida; Haemosporida; Plasmodiidae. Bases 1 to 321 code for a protein of 106 amino acids.
AUGAACUCUUUAAGGAUCCUAUUUUAUAGUAAACGCGAAAUGGUUAGGGGAAGAAACAUCCCUUUUCUUCUCAUAAAUAAUAAUUUUAAUAUCACUGGAAGAAGAAACAUAAACAUGGGUAUGCGAAAACUGAACCAUAAUAACCCCAACAAAGAAAUAAAUUACACAGAAAAUCAGCCGAAAGCAAUCAGAAUACCAAUAAUGAGAUAUUUUUAUGGAAUCAUCAUCCUAAUGACUGUUAUCCCAAUUACUCAGACCCUCUACGAAACAAACAAAUAUUAUGAAGAGAACAAACAUUUGUACCAAAAGGAACAGAGUUAA